This is a messenger RNA of Daphnia pulicaria, 2074 nucleotides long. RefSeq names its product elongation factor 1-alpha-like. Lineage: Eukaryota; Metazoa; Arthropoda; Branchiopoda; Diplostraca; Daphniidae. Gene Ontology annotation, biological process: translational elongation; translation. The record is from RefSeq and is a predicted model, not a curated record. The transcript is spliced from 7 exons. Gene Ontology annotation, molecular function: GTPase activity; translation elongation factor activity; GTP binding. The coding region runs from base 145 to 1536 and encodes 463 amino acids.
CAUCCUCCAGCAAGCUUCUUCUAUUGGCUGCCCAGCUACCAAGCUUCAUUCCAACAGCUCCCUUUCCGAGUUCGUUCUCUUCUCUUCCACGGAACAAUCAGCUGUUUCAGUUUGUUCAACAAAUCCUCCUAAACUCAAUCAACAAUGGGCAAGGAAAAGACUCACAUCAACAUCGUCGUCAUCGGUCACGUAGACUCUGGCAAAUCGACCACUACUGGUCAUUUGAUCUACAAAUGCGGUGGUAUCGACAAGCGUACUAUCGAGAAGUUCGAGAAAGAAGCCCAAGAGAUGGGCAAGGGCUCUUUCAAGUACGCCUGGGUGUUGGACAAACUCAAGGCUGAGCGCGAGCGUGGUAUCACCAUCGACAUUGCCCUGUGGAAGUUCGAAACCGCCAAGUUCUACGUCACCAUCAUCGAUGCCCCCGGACAUCGUGAUUUCAUCAAGAACAUGAUUACUGGUACCUCCCAGGCUGAUUGUGCUGUCUUGAUCGUUGCUGGUGGUGUCGGUGAAUUCGAAGCCGGUAUCUCCAAGAACGGACAGACCCGCGAGCACGCUCUCUUGGCUUACACAUUGGGAGUCAAGCAGUUGAUUGUUGGUGUUAACAAGAUGGAUUCCACUGAGCCACCUUUCAGCGAGGCCCGUUAUGAGGAAAUCAAGAAGGAAGUCAGCAGCUACAUCAAGAAGAUUGGUUACAACCCCGUCACUGUUCCCUUCGUCCCCAUCUCUGGUUUCCACGGAGACAACAUGAUUGAGGCUUCCAGCAACCUCCCCUGGUACAAGGGAUGGGCUGUUGAGCGCAAAGAAGGCAAAGCCGAUGGCAAGACUCUGCUUGAAGCUUUGGACGCUAUCGUCCCACCUUCCCGCCCUACUGACAAGGCUCUCCGUCUGCCCCUUCAGGAUGUCUACAAGAUCGGCGGUAUUGGUACAGUGCCCGUCGGCCGAGUUGAGACUGGUGUCAUCAAGCCCGGUAUGGUCGUUACCUUCGCUCCUUGCCAGCUGACCACUGAAGUCAAGUCCGUCGAGAUGCACCACGAAGCCCUCGAGGAGGCCGUCCCUGGUGACAACGUCGGUUUCAACGUUAAGAACGUCUCCGUCAAGGAGUUGCGCCGUGGUUUCGUCGCUGGUGACUCCAAAAACAACCCACCCAAGGGUGCCGCUGACUUCUUUGCUCAGGUCAUCGUGUUGAACCACCCCGGCCAGAUCGGUAACGGUUACACCCCCGUGUUGGAUUGCCACACCGCCCACAUUGCCUGCAAAUUCGCCGAGAUCAAGGAGAAAUGCGAUCGUCGUACCGGCAAAACCACUGAGGAGAACCCCAAAUUCAUCAAGUCUGGUGAUGCUGCCAUGAUCACCUUGGUUCCCAGCAAGCCCUUGUGCGUUGAGUCUUUCUCUGACUUCCCUCCUUUGGGUCGCUUUGCCGUUCGUGACAUGCGUCAAACCGUCGCUGUCGGUGUCAUCAAGUCCGUCAACUUCAAGGAUUUGGGUGCUGGCGGUAAGGUCACCAAGGCUGCCGAGAAGGCCGGCAAGAAGAAGUGAAUGGAGGUAGUUAUUCCAUCCAACCGACAGAAGUGUUAUGUACCGGGUCCGAAGCAUCUACAGUUCGAAAUUCUUCAUUUAGUUUCCGUAAAAAAAUUUUUCAAUCGGCAUAGAAAAGAGUUCAGGAGAAAAGCAAGUGUUUGGUUGGGACUUUAUCAACUUGUUUCGACCUUGUUAUCCACCAAGUUGUCUUUUGACAGCUUGUGCUCGCUUGUAUCUUGUUGACUUCUAUUUGUGCAGAUUUUUCUUCUCUUGCAACACGAAAUUUUAGCGCGUUCCCCACUAUUGGAUGAUACCCGGAGAAGAACUACGAUAUCUUAGUUUAAUCUUUGAAGACUGCGCCCUCGUGUACUAUUUCUCUUUCAGAGUGCACUCUACCUGUGACGUUCAUCUUGUACAUUAGUGAGAUGGCUUUAUGGGUAGAAUGUAAUCUUUCCACUUGGUUUAUUCGAAUCGUUUUUACUUACCCAUUGUUUGUGUAAGGGCUUUGGUAUAUGCACCUCAAUCAAGCGCCAAUACAAGAAAAUUUGGUCUGAUA